UGAACACACCGGCGUUCUAGAGUACUAAGCGGUGAGUGACAGUCUUGCUCCACGGUAGCCGCUCCGCUCCUCUCCACACUACGGCGACAAGAGCGGAGCCGAGCAGAGCUGUGUGGGGGGGCAGGCGGUCAGAGAGAGAGAGAGACAGGCAGCGUGUGCAGCGGGAUGGGCUCUGCACUCUGUGAUGUGCAGUAAAUGGGAUUAAACCGCUCAGACAGCUCUUGGAAACACUGUCAGCAGCAGCAGCAGCAGCGGUAGUAGUAGUGGAGAGAGUAGGAGGAGCUCCGUGCCGAGCCGUGCCGCAUGUGCUCGCUCGUGUGCGCCUGGAAAACUUGCGCUGCUCCGUCCGUCUGCGAGCGAAAACAACCAAGAGAAGAGGAUAACCAAGCGUAGCUGCAGCCGCAAACAAACCCUGGCUCAGGUUUAACCUCCAGGACUCAGCUGUAGCAGCAACCCCAAACCGACCUCUGCCUCCCCUCUCACGUCGGUGUGGGAGAGAGGGAGGGGAGCGGGGCCGGGGGAUGUUUGAAUUACCUCUCUGAAACUUGCAGAAAUACUACAAUAGCAAUAAAAGAAGUCGCGUUUGUUUGAUUUUUCUUUGGUGGGGAUUAGAGGAGACAUUUGGCGUGUCAUGGAGAGCCAAGCGGGCGAGCACCAGAGCUGCGAGGACGUGCGGAAGAGCGGCUACCUCCGCAAGCAGAAGUCCAUGCACAGGCGAUACUUCGUGCUCCGCGCCGCCUCUGAACGCGGCCCGGCCCGCCUGGAGUACUACGAGAGCGAGAAGAAAUUCCGUGGCAAGGCCCCCGUCCCGAAGAAAGCCGUGGCGCUGGAGCUGUGCUUCAACAUCAACAAGCGGGCCGACUCCAAGAACAAGCACAUGAUCGUGCUGUACACCCGGGCCGAGAGUUUCGCCAUCGCCGCGGAGAACGAGGCGGACCAGGACGAGUGGUACCAGGCCAUGGUGGACCUGCAGUGCAAAAGUAAGAACCCCACUGACAGCGGGGCUGCUGGGGAUUAUGGAGUACCCAAUCCUGGGCCGGCAUUCAAAGAGGUGUGGCAGGUGAAGGUGUGGCCCAAAGGCCUGGGUCAAGCCAAGAACUUGGUGGGCAUCUACCGCCUUUGCCUGACUGAUAAGACGGUCAACUUUGUAAAGCUAAACUCUGAUGCUGCUGCUGUGGUGCUGCAGUUGAUGAACGUCCGCCGCUGCGGGCAUUCAGAAAACUUUUUCUUCGUGGAGGUGGGACGCUCCGCUGUGACAGGCCCGGGCGAGUUCUGGAUGCAGGUAGAUGAUUCAGUGGUGGCCCAGAACAUGCAUGAAACCUUGCUGGAAGCCAUGAAGGCCCUGAGCGAAGAGUUCCGGCAACGCAGCAAAUCUCAGUCAAACUCCGGCCCUGGAGGAGGUGCUACUGCUUCCAACCCCAUUAGUGUUCCCUCACGCCGCCACCACCCAAACCCUCCUCCCAGCCAGGUAGGCUUCACCCGCCGACCCCGAACUGAGCCUCCUGGAGGAGCUAAUGGUGGAGCAGGGGUCAGCAGUGCCAAUGCUUCUCCAACCCCACGGCAUAGCUUUCCAAGGUCUCGCACUGCCAGUGAUGGGGGGAAGGUUGAAGAAGGGAUGGCAGGAACUACACCGCUCCAAGGGCCGAGCUCCAGCCCCUCCACCAAUGGCUCCUGCUCCACAACCCCAAUCCUCAGGUCGAAGUCAGCCCGUUCAGCACCUACCACAGCUGCUAAAACUCCUCUUGGGUUGAUGCGCUCAAUCUCCACCCCAGCACCCUCCCCAGCUCCAAGUCUCUCCUCUAGCUCUGGGCAUGGCUCUGAGUUUGGAGGCAUAGCGUCCUCCACUGGUGCUGGUGCGUCUGGUGCCUACAGUCGUGUCCCCUCCCAUCACACAUCUAUCUCGGGCUCACCCAGUGACUAUGGCUCUUCAGACGAGUAUGGCUCUAGUCCUGGGGAUCACACUCUCCUCCCCUCCCCUAGCCUCCCUGGAAGCUCUGUUGGUAGCGCUGGGAGCCAGUCACUUGGUGAGGAGGGAGCCAACUAUAUCCUGAUGGGCCAACGUAGUGGUGGUGGUGGUAGUAGCAACAGUAAUCAAGGGAGCUUAACAUCCAGCUCCCUACCAGCACCAGGAACACCAACUUGUGGCUCUCAGUCCCAGACCAGGAGAGUCCUGCGGCGCUCCUCCAGCCGUGAAUGUGAAGCUGAGCGUAGGUUGCUAAGCAAGCGGGCUUCAUUACCUCCGAUGGCCCUGGAGAGGCUGGCCCCAAGACAGCGCAGAGCUGAGGAACCAGCAGAGGAAGAUUCAGCUGAUUAUGCCAUCAUGUCAAGGAGCACCAGCCGCGAGUCUUUCACUUCUACUUCUUCUUCUACACAGAGGGAAUCUCUCAUGGGUGGUGGAUCAGCAGGGGGAGGAGGGGGGUAUUUGGAUGUGGCGGGUGAGUUCAAAAGUGAAGGUGGUGGAGGAACAAGUGGAAGUGUAGAUUUAGGUGUGGACAAUGGGUACAUGUCCAUGUUACCUGGCGUCACUCAGCCUCCAGUGUCCUUGUCCCAGUCAUUGGCUGUUUCUGUCCCAGACUCUGAUGCCAAACCUGCUGAUGAUUACAUGGCCAUGACCCCUAACAACAGCGUGUCGCCUCCACAGCAGAUUAGGCCUCCACCAACUUCUGAUGGCUAUAUGAUAAUGUCCCCCAAUAGCAGCUGCUCUCCUGACCAGCGUGGAGGUCUCUCUGGUGUUGCUUGGGUGGGCAGUAGCAGUGCUGACAGCAGGGCAGGCAGUGACUAUAUGAACAUGUCUCCAAUCAGUGCACGUUGUGUAAACGGUAGCCCCCCACCUCCUGACCACAUCGAUCAUUUGGAAACCAGUUCUCAGCAGCAAGCCCCCAAGAUGGUGUAUUCUUAUUAUUCCCUUCCCCGUUCUUACAAACACAACCCAACUGGUGGACACUUUGACGAUGGACUUGGACGAGGCAGAAGGCCCAAUGGCAAUUGUAGUAGGGGAAUGAGUGUAGGUAGGACUAUGGGAGGGUGUCAAGAGCAAUCGUCAGCAGGUAAUUCAAUGGUUGGACGCCACCUGUCACUCUCCUCCUCCUCAUACUCCUCCAGCUCAGCCAGCAGUGAGAGCCUUGGAGAGAGCGAGGACAGAGCUACCCAGACAGUGAGCACCAUGGCUGGGGCAGCUCAGUCCAAAGAUAGAAGUAAGCUCCAGCAGAGACGGGGCUCUGGUGGAUUGUCCAAGCAGGGUAGCCAUACUAGAAGCAGACCAGUUAGCCUGUUUGUUGAUGUAUCCAAGGCUAACACCCUUCCUAGAGUCCGUGAGAACCCCCUGCCCCCAGAACCUAAGAGCCCUGGGGAAUAUGUAAGCAUUGAGUUUAAGGGGGAGAAGUUCAGCCAUACUGGGAGUGGAGGAGGGUCCGGCAGGGGUCUCAGGCAUGGUUUAUCAUUGGCUCAUGGCUCAAACAGCAAACAUCCUCAACACAGACCAACUUCUUGCGUAGGCAACUUUAUCCCCCUCUCCCGUAGUCCCUCUGCCCCCAUCACUUCCCCAGCUGCCUCUGAGUAUGUCAACAUGGACUUGGGUCCCUCUCCCUCCCCUUCACCUCUCUCUCUUACGCCACUAGUUUUCCCCUCUUUCCACACCCCUCCCACGCCCUCAACUCUUGCUCAUGCCCCCAAGGCCUGUGAUGAGAGUACUGCUAGCCCUCAGGAAGAGGGGGCCCAAGUUGCUGAGGCACCACUUAGGAAAAGCAGAGAAAGUGUUCCAUCAGUGACUGAGUCUGAGUCCCCAACAUCCUGUGGAGACUACACAGAGAUGGUCUUUAGCUUGAACAACAACACCGUCCCUAGGUCCUCAACCAGUGUCUCUCCCAAAGCCCCUUCCCCCACGAGGACUGAUUCUUCUGUUUCAUCGCUAUCACAGGGUCUAGACUUCCCACUAUCCAAAACAGGAUCCAACCCAGAUCACGGGGCUAAAGUUAUCCGAGCUGACCCCCAAGGACGCAGAAGGCACUGCUCAGAAACCUUCCUUGCCUCACCUUCCCUCCCCACCUCUACCUCUACUUCCUCUUCGUCUGCUGCCUCCUUCUUUCCAGAACACGCCCAAGCUGUGGCCCGCCGUCUUUGGGGGAAUGGUGCUGUGACAGAUAACCCCACUCAGUUUGCCCUCCCUGGACAGCAGUCCCUUCCGACAAACACCCAGAAUUCAUCCACAGAGCAAGGCCUUAACUACAUAGACUUGGACCUGGCCAAUAAAGAGAGCCCCCAUUUGGACCUGGAUGGACCCUCAGGUAUCCAGGCCCCCUCUCGUCUCUUCUCUGUACUGGGUGGAGGUUCUGGGGUCGGUGGAGUGAGUGCAGCCGUUGGCAGCAGCAGCAGCAGCAACUCCAGCCUGAACACUUAUGCCAGCAUCGACUUCUACAAAUCAGAGGAGCUGCGGACUCAUCAGAAUGGAAACAAGGAGGGAAAAGAGCGGAUGGCAACCAGAGGAAGAGACAGACAAAAAAACAAGGAAAGGAGAAAAUGCAGAUGCAAAUGCAAUGUACAUGGCGACCAAUUUAUCUGUUACUAUAAACAAAAUACAGUUUGGAAACGAUUAAUUAUCUUGUCUGCGUGGAUCCUGUGUGCUUUUUUUAAGAUUUCUGAUCUGCUGUAAUUACAGGGACUUUUCCCCCAACAGGCACCAGCUUGUAUAGGAAAAGAGUGUGUGUGUCUCAGGGGUGUGUACUUUUUGGCACGGAGAGCCUAAAGGCUAAAUCUGAACAUCAGUAGUGGGACAUGUGCCAAGAACAAUCCUAAUUGACACUGGUUGUGUAAUAUGUAACCAUGUAAAAAUAACCUCUCAUGGUGUAUAUAAUGAGGAAACGUAGGGGGAGCAGUUUAACGCCAAAAUUUAGUCCUUCAGGAAAUAAAAUGAAAUCAGAAUGAAUCAGCUGCAACAAAUGUGACACCUACAGUUUUCUGCAUGUCUUUUUGUCUGUGUUGAUGGUCUGCGUUUUAUGAGUGUCGAGUUCUGCCAAAGUGUGGGAGACUCUGAUUGCAAUGUGUAGGCUUCCCUCAGCUGUGUGGAUCUUUGUGUGUGCGUGUCGACGGAGGAGUGUCGUGACCUUCAGCAGAAUGUAGUGAAACAAGUCGUUUAUGAAGUGGAGAGGAUUUUCGGGACAAAAUGUUAAUUUAAAUUAAAUCCGCCACAGCUCCCACAGUCUCCUCCAGGAAAACCAUGUGAGAGAAUUUUAUUAUCCGCGAUCCCAGCUGUCCCUUAACUUUAUUUCUUUGCCAUCUGGAGCGGGAUGUGUAUGCCAGUCUCAAAAUAACCUGUAGCCCUUUAAAAUUCCUUUAGCCUGGAUGUGCGGUUAAAAAAAAACACACAUUUAGAUUUAAUCUGCAAAUGAAUUUAGUGCUUUUAAAUCUAAACUAAAUUUUGUCUUGCUUCCGUUCACAGAAGCGGGACUGUUUACAUUUGUCUACUGUUGGCUAAUUGGGCAAAACUCGUGCAUACCUGACUAACCAGAUAAAUAUCUACAGUCUGUGUGUGUGUGUGUGUGUGUGAACUCCCUCUUAAUGUCUAAAACUUUUUAAAAAUAUUCUCUGCUUUCAGUCAGUUUGUGCAUUAAUGUGCGUUAAUGCAGUGAAGUUAAACUGUCAGAUACAGAUUUAAAGCACAGAGAAAGUAUGAAUCAGUAACAUCCGAUAAAACUUCUAUAAAUAUACAUUUAUAAACCAAAAUGACAAGCUUUAACUGCAUAUAUGUGAACGUAUGUUGACAUUGACCCCUCCUAGUAUUUUAUUGGUUGCACUUCUGGGCUUCAUGAUCCAGUUGGCGGCUGGUUGGCACGAUCCCACCUCCAUGAGGGCCAGGAAAAAAUGUAAACGUUCACACACGGCCAAAUCCUCUUUAGCAACCAAAUCGCGUCCGUCUUCCACAUUGGAAGCGACACGAAACACAGGCCCUGUCUGUUUGUCUUUCUCUGCGAACUGGAAAUAAAAGACUUUGACUGCAGUUGUUAACAUUGGGGAAUGACAGUUUUAUAGGUUUUGGUUUAUUUUGGUUUAUUACAAGUGGGUCUUCUUUCAGCUUUUUAGUUAUGGUGAUGAUUUGGGAAGAUGACAGCGUCACUUCGAUGAUGGGAAGAGAAGCGCAGGCGUUCACAUGAUCAGACAAGUCAGGGAAAUUAAGACUCAAGCUGUCGUAAAUCAGAACUGCCCUUUUAAUUAUUCUGUUAUUAAAUUAUGAAGAAAACUGUAUUUAAUGAGUCCACGCUCUAACAAACAUAUUCAUUCAUUCUUGUGCAUGUAAAAACCCACAGUUUUCCUUAUGCUGCUUUCCUUGCUGGUUGUCAUCCAGGGCAACACUAACAGCACUAGUAGAGUUAUGUAAAACCACUAUGCAGAACCACGUGGACGGCACAUGACCCCCAAAGAGGGUGAGGCUCAGGGCACAAUGUGUGUGUGUGUGUGAUGUUUAUCUGUUGUGCCUUUUUAACCUGGUUUGUUCCAGUGCAGCAGCACAGUGACACACAGAUCUGCUCACAUCCAUGCACACAGAUGUGAAGGAGUGAACACAUGGAGGACAAAACCGAGGUUCAUAUAUAAAUCUUGCAAGUUUUUCAGUUUAUAUAUUUAUUUUCCAGCAGCUCUUUUCUAUUAAUUUGACCCUCACAGUCUCACAUUUUAACUACUCAUUAGCUCUUUCCUGUUCGACUGUUGUAUAAUCGACUGUAUGGAUGUGAAAAACAGGGCGAGGUGGGAGGUGCACCCCUGCAUCUUAUGAUUGCAUAAUCCAUAUUAAGAUGGCAAUUAGCUCCAAUUUCCACACAUCGCAAACCCGUGCUUUCUUCAUUAGCCUAAUUACAGCAUUACACAACUGAUCUGCCCUCACAGGAAGAUGCAGGACAGCCAAGACGGCAGAGAGGCCUGAAUGCAUUGACUCGUCCGUAUGAGUAAACGAAAGCCACAUUUCUGUGCUCCUCAGGUUUCUUUGGAUCAUAUCACAAAAUGGAGGAAGAGAGAAAGCACAGGGUCUAUUUCGAGGGGGGAGGGGGCAGUUUGUUUUUGUUGAAGUCAAGGACAUGCAGUUCUCUGAAGUCCAGUUGGCUUUGUUUGGGUGGUCUGUCCAACCCUCCUCAGUUUGGGUUUUCAGGGAGUCUUGAAGGUUAUGUGUGUACACGUGUGGAGGAGGCUCGAAGGCUGAGGCGUUUUGGACCACGUGAUGAGGUCAUCAGCGUGAGCAGUGGCGGCGGCGGCGGCAGCGUCGUCCAGCACAAGGCCGGAGGCGUAAUCUGAGUUGAACACUGAUACGUGCACACACUCUCGAAGCGGCCACACACACGCACACACUGAGCAGAAUUCAUCAGCUGCAUGUUUUUUCUUCAAACCUGUGUGAGCCAAAGCAGAGGCCACAUCUGACGGCAUCAUGGAAGAUCUAGUGUAUGAAAAUAACCUGCUAAAUAAGUAACAGCCACUGCACAACAGGGCUGGAAAACACCUGGAAAACAGAUGCUGUGAAGUAAGCUUAGUGUAGUGAUGUUUUGGGUCAGAGUCUUUGCUUCUCCUUCAUGAUAUCUGAAGUGGAAAAAGCUUCUCUUCUAACCUUGAAACUAUUUUGUUUGUAUCAGGACAAUUUUUUUGUGUGUUCUCAGCUCAGCAAAGUGAACAAACUCCUGGCUUUUGGCAUGAACGUUCCUCAGAAUUGGCAGCAGGUUUGAAUAGCUGCACCGGUGCAGGCAUGUCAGCUCAGGUACAAGUGAAACGAUGAAAUACGAUCGAGGAAGACUGGCUUGACUGAUUUAUCUGCGAUUUCAAAGGCUUAUCAGAACACCUGACGGGAGCUUAUAUUAUUGCGAGGAAGUAUGUUCGUUCCAGCAGUCACCGGGUAAAGACACACGGCCGUCACAUUUUAAAGUCAUCGAUCUCGAAUGUGCAAUCCCUUGUUUUUUGAUUGCCAAGUUGAACCCGGAUGAACGUGUUUUCUCCUUCACCAGAGACGUCUUCCCUGUGCUGGGAAAUCCAACAGCUCCAAAAAGAGACAAAAAAAAAAAAAUCUAAUUUAUCUUCUUAAUGAGUAGGAACUGAUGGUGUCAUUUAAAGGAAACGUGGUGCCUUCAGAGGGAUGAGAUGUCAGGACUUGCCAAUGUCUCUCAUCGGAUCAUCAUCUGUAAUCAGUAUUGAAUUAUAACUCUUCUUCUGUCUCGAUGGAAAAUUUUUCUCCCUCUGCACGUGGCGCACGUGCGUGCGUAAUAUUGACCGCCGUCCCUGCGUAUUUGCUUUCAUACUGUUACUGUUUACCUCG
Scatophagus argus is the source of this 8281-nucleotide messenger RNA. RefSeq names its product insulin receptor substrate 1-B. Gene Ontology annotation, molecular function: phosphatidylinositol 3-kinase binding; insulin receptor binding. Bases 632 to 4648 code for a protein of 1338 amino acids. Gene Ontology annotation, cellular component: plasma membrane; cytosol. The record is from RefSeq and is a predicted model, not a curated record. The transcript has 4 exons. Gene Ontology annotation, biological process: insulin receptor signaling pathway. Lineage: Eukaryota; Metazoa; Chordata; Actinopteri; Scatophagidae.